Messenger RNA from Brachypodium distachyon (stiff brome), 2759 nucleotides. RefSeq names its product exocyst complex component EXO70A1. The record is from RefSeq and is a predicted model, not a curated record. Gene Ontology annotation, biological process: exocytosis. Lineage: Eukaryota; Viridiplantae; Streptophyta; Magnoliopsida; Poales; Poaceae. Gene Ontology annotation, molecular function: phosphatidylinositol-4,5-bisphosphate binding. The transcript has a single exon. The coding region runs from base 226 to 2256 and encodes 676 amino acids. Gene Ontology annotation, cellular component: exocyst.
ACACAACACAAUGACACGAACAAGCAAAGGGCUACUGUAGUCUCUUCUCCCCGACCAGAGUCUCCUCUUCCAACCUAAAAACCCGAAGAAACCCCCCCUCUCUCUCUCCGCCCACAGCAAGAAGCCGUGAUUCCAAAAUCAGACCUCAUUGCGCUCUCCAUCCGGGGAGCGGCGGCUUCUCUCCAUCCCUCUCUCACUCUCUCUCCAUACACCCGAGCACAGGCGAUGGAUCAGGACGUCGACGACCUCGCGGCGGCAUCGCCCCUGGCGGCGGCGGCGCGCUCGCUGCGAGCCGGCGUGGAGCGGUCGCGCGCGAUGGGGCAGGCGAUGGCGCGCGGGGCGCCCCGGCUCGAGGAGAUCCAGGCGGCGCUGCCGGCGCUGGAGGCCGCCGUGCGCCCGAUCCGGGCGCCCCGGGCCGAGCUGGUCGCCGCCGGCCCGCACAUCGACCGCGCCGUCGGCCCCGCCGCCGCGGUCCUCAAGGUGUUCGACGCCGUGCACGGGCUCGAGCCUUCGCUGCUCGAGGCCGGCGAGGGGGGCCCUGGCCCGGCGGGCGACCUACCCGGGUACCUCGCCGUGCUCGGCCGGCUCGAGGAGGCGCUGAGGUUCCUGUCGGAUAACUGCGGCCUCGCCGCCCAGUGGCUCGCCGACAUCGUCGAGUAUCUUGGUGACCACGACCUCGCCGACCCGCGGUUCCUCGCCGAGGUCGGGGUCGCUCUGGAUGAGCUCAGGAAACCGUCCGGGUACCUCGAUGGGGGGCUCCUGGCAGCCGCGCUGGACAUGCUUGAGGGCGUGUUCCGCCGCCUCCUAGCCGAGCACUCCGCGCCGCUCGCGAUGCAGCAGCACGGCGCCACCAGCUCCGCAUCCAUUUCGUCGUCGUCUCGCAUCCCCGCCACCGCGGUCCGCAAGCUCAGCCUGAUUCUGGACCGCCUUGUGGCCAAUGGCCGGCGAGACAGCUGCAUUUCCAUGUAUGCCGAUGCACGCGGUGGCGUGGUCAGUGCCAGCGUUCGUGCCCUUGGCCUCGAUUACUUGCGCAACCCGGCGGAUGAUGCACAGGCAUUGGGACCUGGUGUCGAGUUGUGGGGGCAGCAUUUGGAGUUUGUGGUGCGCCGCCUCCUUGAGUCUGAGCGGCAGCUCUGCGCCAAGGUGUUUGGCCAGCACAAGGAUGUUUCAUCAGCGUGCUUCGCCGAGGUGGCAGCACAGGCUAGUGUUCUUGAUUUCUUGAGGUUUGGCCGUGCAGUUGCGGAUGUCAAGAAGGACCCCAUCAAGCUCCUGCGUUUGCUGGAGGUGUUUGAUUCUUUGAAUAAGCUGAGGUUGGACUUUAACCGAUUGUUCGGUGGAAAGGUCUGUGCGGAUAUUCAGUGCCAGACAAGGGACCUUGUGAAAUUGUUGGUGGAUGGUGCCGUUGAAAUCUUUGAGGAGUUGCUCGUGCAGGUGGAGCUUCAGCGGCACAUGCCUCCCCCAGCUGAUGGGGGUGUGCCGCGCCUGGUUUCUUUUGUUGUUGAGUACUGCAACCGGCUCCUUAGUGAGAAUUAUAGGCCUGUGCUUGCACAGGUGCUCACCAUCCACCGGAGCUGGCGCAAGGAGGUAUUCAAUGACAAUAUGCUUGUUGCCGCAGUGCUUAACAUUGUCAAGGCCCUUGAAGCCAACUUUGAUGUUUGGUCCAAGGGGUACGGGAAUGUUACUCUAUCGUAUAUCUUCAUGAUGAACACACACUGGCAUUUCUUUAAACAUUUGAAGGCUACUAAGCUAGGUGAGCUCUUGGGUGAUGUGUGGCUCAGGGAUCGUGAACAGUUUAAGGGUUACUACCUGGAGAUGUUUAUGAGGAGUAGCUGGGGGCCACUGUCACCGCUGCUCAACCGGGAGGGGCUAAUCUUGUUCUCCAAGGGUCGGGCCACAGCAAAAGACCUCGUAAAGCAGCGCCUCAAAACUUUCAAUGCAAGAUUCAGUGAGAUGUUUCAUGAACAAUCGGCAUGGAUCAUACCAGACAAGGAUUUGAGGGCGGAGGCAUGUGACCUUGUGCUACAGGCAAUAGUUCCUGCCUACCGGAGCUACAUGCAGAACUACGGGCCGCUCGUGGAGCAGGAUGUAAGUGCUAGCAAGUAUGUGAAGUACACCGUCGACGGUUUGGAAAAGAUGCUCAGUACGCUCUUCAUGCCCCGUCCCAGGAGGGCUGGGAGCUUCCAGAUCGGCCACUCCAAUGGCAGGCCCAGUAGUGUGACGGCAGGGUUCUAUCGGAGUGCUUCCGCAGUGAAUUAACUCCAGUUGAAGAACCAAAAGAUUGGUUAUAAUAUUUAUGGAAUAACUGGGUAAGUGAGAACAAUUCAUUUUUCACCAGUCAGCAGGCAGCUCUGCCUCUCACUGAGGCGUAACAAUGGACCUCUAUGAUGAGGGCAAUGCUGGCAUAUGAACAAUAAUAAGUUCUUCUUGAUGGCGAACAGAACAAAGCAGGAAGCAUUUCCUCGGCGCGCAUCUGAGAUGUACCUAGUACCAUUGUAGCUAUUUGUUUAGGAACAUCUGUAGGGGGCUGGAGGUGUGGUGUAUGUAAAACCGGUUGCAAUUUUAGCAGGGCUGUAGACAAUUCUAUCAGUUCCAUGUGCUACAAAUUGAACUCUAGUAAUGCGGUGUAUAUGAAAAACCAGAGUUUGAAGUACUGGCGGCAGCUAACUGGUUACUAUCUGUUCCUGGUUUCCUCGGUGGAGAAGCUGUUUUUAUUAAACCGGAGUAAUAUUACUGAAUCAAUGAAGUGAACCUUUCAACAA